Molecule: messenger RNA, 1266 nt
Organism: Juglans microcarpa x Juglans regia
Lineage: Eukaryota; Viridiplantae; Streptophyta; Magnoliopsida; Fagales; Juglandaceae
Product: imidazoleglycerol-phosphate dehydratase 1, chloroplastic-like
Exons: 7
Coding region: 56-877 (273 amino acids)
Biological process (GO): L-histidine biosynthetic process
Molecular function (GO): imidazoleglycerol-phosphate dehydratase activity
Source: RefSeq, a predicted model, not a curated record
UGCAACUGCAGCAUAUCAAUUCUCUCGGGGAGGUACUGUUUUCUAUUUUCUGAACAUGGAGCUGGCCGCAGCUCUACGUCUUGUGUACCAUCCCACCUCUUCUCCUAUGCUAAAAUCUAGGGUGAAGAUUUCUCAGAGACCCCUCGCUUCCACUCUCACAUCUUUUGCUCAACGCCCAAUUUCGUCACUAAAUCACGGCCUGCUCCUGAGAAUGUCUGAGGACCCACACAGAUUUAUUUCCUGUCCUGCAUCGCUCGAAGAGAAUGUCUCGACGAUAAACGCUCGGAUUGGGGAGGUCAAAAGGGUCACGAAGGAGACCAAUGUGUCGGUGAAAAUAAAUUUGGAUGGUUCAGGGAUUGCUGAGAACAAUACUGGGAUUCCCUUCCUGGAUCACAUGUUGGAUCAACUUGCUUCGCAUGGGCUAUUUGAUGUGCAUGUGAAGGCUACUGGGGACAUCCACAUUGACGAUCAUCACACAAAUGAAGAUGUUGCUCUUGCCAUUGGAACGGCUUUUUUGCAGGCACUUGGUGAUAGGAAAGGAAUAAAUCGGUUUGGUGACUUCUCUGCCCCUCUUGAUGAAGCACUAAUACACGUUGUGCUGGAUUUAUCUGGACGACCGCAUUUAAGUUAUGAUCUGCAAAUACCUACUCAGAGAGUCGGAACAUAUGACACUCAGUUGGUGGAGCAUUUUUUCCAGUCACUGGUGAAUACUUCUGGCAUGACACUUCACAUCCGCCAGCUUUCUGGAAGAAAUUCUCACCAUAUAAUUGAAGCAACCUUCAAAGCUUUUGCAAGAGCUCUUCGGCAAGCAACAGAAUAUGACCCACGUCGCCGUGGGACAAUUCCUAGUUCAAAAGGCGUGCUAUCACGUUCUUGAUUUUUAGUCAUUAUCAAGCUAAAGGUGGAUAAUGCCUUGAGGUGGUAAUGUUAGCCAUAUCCUUAUUUUCCUGACGCAUGCUUCUGGGAGAAUCUGGUUGAUGAUGCCACAUGUAUAUGGUCAUUGACCGUCAGUUGAAGCCCUGCAGAGCUGAGACAGAACAACAUACUUACCUGGGGGCUACCGCUUGAGCAAUGAGUGUCCAAGCGGAAUAUUGCUUGUAUGAAUUGAUGUACACGUAACAGUUUGGUGCUCCUAUUGUCUUCUAUUGGUUGUUGAGACCAGUCAAUCGUUAAACCCCAUGCAGAUGGAUCAAUGUACCUUCUAGCUUGUGUGAUUUAAUUUGUUGCUACCACCAGUGUUCAAUUUUACAGAGCCUUUUGACAACA